UCGGGUUUUUUUUCUAACGCCAAACCAAUCAAACCAAACCAUAAGUCGAUUUUUUUUCUCAGUUCGGUUUGGUUCGUCGGUUCGGUUUGGCUUGACGGUUUGGUCUGUACACCCCUAAAGUCCGGUAGUCAAUGCUCCAACUCAAAUAGCAGCUGCACAUGGAAUCCUGUGUGAAUUAGCAUGAACAAAGUUUAGUAGUUGAAAGCAUCACUAUCUCACAUUCCCAUGUGAAAUCUCAUGUGAAUAAGAUGGUGUAAGUCCGGUAGUCAAUGCUUUGACCAAAUAGCAGCCGCACAUGGAAUCCCGUGUGAAUCAACAUGAACAAAGUUUAGUAAAUGAAAGCAUCACUAUCUCACAUUCCCAUGUGAAAUCUCAUGCGAAUAAGAUGGUGCAAGUCCGGUAGACGGUAGUCAAUGCUCUGACUCAAAUAGCAGCCGCACAUGGAAUCCCGUGUGAAUCAGCAUGAACCACGCACAGCUAUUGGUAUUUUAAUUAUGGAAGUACUGAAUUAUGUCUAAAUAGAACGAGUUGACUUAUCAUGGUAUUUGAGAAGGUUGAUCACAUAAGAUGCAUUACUUUAAAAUAAGUAGGAUGCACUCUUCCACUUUCCACAUCUAGAUGCUUUAGUUAACAUAGGUUAUCAACCAGGAAAAUCAUUCUAUUUAAUUUCUGUUCCUCAUUACCCUUUCAAACUUUUGUGAAAAUAGCCUCUUGCGGAAAUGCAAGGUAAGGCUGAAACUUUCAAAGUUCACUCUGCAAUUUGAAGCACCAUUCACUUCUUGUACUAGCUUUUGGAUAUUUUACUAAGAAAAUUCAAACUUGUUGUAAGUCAUAUGUUGUAGCAACUGCUCUAAGUUCUUCACAUACACGAGAUUGUUUGGUUAGACUUUUACUGCUCUAAGUUCUUCACAUACACGAGAUUGUUUGGUUAGACUUUUACUCAUUCUCCAAGAUUUCCAACUAUCAACUCUUGUGGGUAGUAGUUGUGCAUCAGUCCUCGUGUAGCUGAACAUCCAAAAAGACCAGCUAAACAUAAUUGGCUUGGUCAGUCUUUACCUGACCAACAACCUAAUACUAGGCACUAGGCUGGCUCCUUAAACAAUUUUUUUAGCUUUCUUCACGAUUUGACCCGUACUAUUUGGCAGAUUCCCAUGUAUUAAUUACACACUCGUUCGACAAUGGAAAGGACAUUGACUUAAAGAUCCAUGCCCAAGAGUUCUUUAACAAUACUAACAUUAAAGAUCCAUGCCCAAGAGUUUCUUUAACAAUACUAACAUUUUUGAAAAGUUGCAUAAACCCAUUUUGUGUAGACCUGUCUGGUUCAAUGGUAAACGAAAAUCUCUUAUAUCAUAUUUCAGUGAAGAAAUAUGAAAGGACCUGCAAGUGGUCAUUGUUUUGGUAUCCUCUUUUCCCCCCUUAACUUAAGGCUGAAGUGAGAGCAAUUCACCACAAAUUUAGCAUCAUCUUGCCCAUGGCUAUGAAACACCAAGUUUACUUGUAUGCAAUAAGAAAUUCACAAGUCCAUUGCUUUAGCUUCAACAAAUACCUUGCAGGCUCCUUUUGCUGAAGCCUUCACCUUAAAGAUUAAAGCCUCGGUACUUUCAAGAUAGAAGGUCACUUUCAAGCAGAAAUUUUGGAUUGGAAAUCAGAAGAUAGAUGAGUUAGAUGACUAACAAAUAAUUCAGUUCUGUUUGUGGCAACUUUUCACCUACAACUCUCACCAAGAAAUUUCAGCAACACUUAUAAAAACAUGAGCUUUUGUCCUAAUCAGGAGUCUCCGAAUCAAUCUAAGAGAUUCAAAUUCCUUGUCUCAACCGUCAAGGAUGCAUUUACCAACUGCCAUUCUCUUCAGGAAAGAAGAAAAUCAAGUCCAGAACAAGAAGAAGAAGAAGAAGAUCCAAUAUGUGACGAUGAAGUCUAUGAUGAUGAAGAGGAACAGGUAUUUAUAUCAGCAGUGAUAAGUCAAUACAUGGAGUUGAAAUGCAGAAGAAAGACGACCAUCGCAACUGACAAGUUUACCUGGGCUUUCUCUCCGUCAACCGAAGAUUUAUUCAUCUCUACAAGACCAAGACAAAAAGAAGAGGACAACGAAGAUCAAGAAAAGGAAGAAAGGGAAGAUUUUUACUCUGUUGCUAGUCGUCUUUCUCCCUGCUCAAGUGCCACAAGCUUCGAGGGUUUUGUCACAGCUAGGACGAUCUUUUCACGAUCAUCAAGCUUAGACAGGAUUGACUUCCAUGAUCCCUGGAGGCAUUCUGUUAUUCAAGAAUUAUCUGACUGUAAAGGAUGGCCAUUUGGUCUAUACCGAAAAGCCUUGUUCCUUCCACCUUUGCCAAAAUCACCAUCUGAUUCUUGGUCAUGGCGUAAGAGUGCAAGAAUGGUUAAGAUGCACUGAUAACUAGCCUUUCAAAUCAAUUACCUCUAUUCCAGGACGCAAUUUACGUUUCGACG
Molecule: messenger RNA, 2448 nt
Organism: Capsicum annuum
Lineage: Eukaryota; Viridiplantae; Streptophyta; Magnoliopsida; Solanales; Solanaceae
Exons: 2
Coding region: 1751-2392 (213 amino acids)
Source: RefSeq, a predicted model, not a curated record